CAGGACGCAGGACCUAUAGGCUAUAGAUGGUGUAUUGAUGAUCAGCACAUUACUGUUAUCCAAUAACUCGAAUCUUAUAAGCCACAAAACUCAGCAAUAAUUGGAGACCAAAGGAGAGAACUAACAAGAUGGAGUUGGUAAAUGUUCUGCACAUGAAUGCAGGUGAUCGCGAAUGUAGCUAUGCCAACACCUCCGCUCUACAGAAAUAUGUGAUAUUGAAGUCUGCGAAAGUUUUAGAAGACACCAUCGAAGAUUAUGGUACAAAUGGUUUCUCCGAAUGCUUCAAGCUGGCUGACUUGGGUUGCUCUUCCGGGCCUAAUACCUUUUUGUUUGUUGCAAAAACACUUGCAAAUGUUCAUAAGGCAUGCGCGAAGAAAAAUCUGAAAGCGCCUGAUGAAUUUCAAGUGUUUCUAAACGAUCUUCCAAAUAAUGAUUUUAACACGGUUUUUAAAAUGACACCCUCAUUCUAUUCGAAGCUUGAAAAUGAUAAAGCUCUUGGAAGAACUUUGAAGUGUUUUGUUUGCGGAGUGCCAGGUUCUUUCUAUACAAGACUCUUUCCCAGAAAAAGCCUUAACUUGGUUCAUUCAUCAUAUGGCCUUCACUGGCUCUCUCAGGUCCCCGAGAAUCUGCUGGAUAAUAACAAAGGAAAUAUCUACAUAACAAAAGCUAGUCCUCCGGGUGUUUAUGAAGCAUAUUUCAAUCAAUAUAAACAAGACUUGACGACAUUUUUGCGCAUGAGAUCUGAAGAAAUUAUCCCUGAUGGCCGCGUGGUCUUAACAAUCCUAGGUAGGAGAGCUUCAGAUCCUGCCAGCAAAGAUUGUUGUUAUUUAUACGAAUUACUUGCUAUGUCACUUCACGACUUGGUGGCUGAGGGUUCACUUCAUGAGGAAGACAUUAGCUCGUUCAAUCUACCGAUUUACACCCCAAGCCCCGACGAAUUGAAGACAAUUGUUGAAUCUGAGAGCUCCUUUUGUGUUGACAUACUGGAAACUUUUGAGGUUAAGUGGGAUAUGCGCGAUGAAGAUGAAAUAAUAAAGUCUGGGGAUAGCAGUGGAAAGUUUAUGGCGAAAACGGCGAGAGCUGUAAUGGAACCAUUGCUUGCUAGCCAUUUUGGGAAUAGUUUCAUGGACCAGAUAUUUGAGAGGUUUGACAAGCAUGUCAAUGAGCAUCUCUCCCGUGGAGAGAAAGGCAGCUACUUCAAUAUUCUCGUCUCCUUGAGAAGGAAAUGAUGUUAUCAGUAAAUUAUCAUUUGUAUCUCGGGUAUUUAUGGACUUUUUAUGUCCUAAAUAUGCCUGUUAUUUAACAAACACAACUAUACCAACUUGGAAAUAAAAGAAGGGUCCUGAUCCCCAACAAUUGAU
This is a messenger RNA of Daucus carota subsp. sativus, 1361 nucleotides long. RefSeq names its product benzoate carboxyl methyltransferase. The transcript is spliced from 4 exons. The coding region runs from base 129 to 1229 and encodes 366 amino acids. Gene Ontology annotation, molecular function: S-adenosylmethionine-dependent methyltransferase activity. Lineage: Eukaryota; Viridiplantae; Streptophyta; Magnoliopsida; Apiales; Apiaceae. The record is from RefSeq and is a predicted model, not a curated record. Gene Ontology annotation, biological process: methylation.